Messenger RNA from Thyridium curvatum, 2109 nucleotides. RefSeq lists its product as uncharacterized. The record is from RefSeq and is a predicted model, not a curated record. Gene Ontology annotation, cellular component: cyclin-dependent protein kinase holoenzyme complex; nucleus. Gene Ontology annotation, biological process: regulation of cyclin-dependent protein serine/threonine kinase activity. The transcript is spliced from 3 exons. Gene Ontology annotation, molecular function: cyclin-dependent protein serine/threonine kinase regulator activity; protein kinase binding. The coding region runs from base 1 to 2109 and encodes 702 amino acids. NCBI's taxonomy places the organism in Eukaryota, Fungi, Ascomycota, Sordariomycetes, Thyridiales, Thyridiaceae.
AUGUAUCCCAUCGCGGCCUCCUCGAGCUUAUACACCUCCCUUCCUUCCCCUACACUGCCUCGCCGCUGUAGGAGAAGCAUAUUCCAUUUGAACCAGUCCCCUCCAUCACAACCACCAGCUGCCAAGGACCCCUCCCAUCGCUCGAGAAUCCAGGUCGUUAGAGGCAGCGGUCUUCGCACACCGCCGCCCGACGAGAUGACCACGACUUAUCAGGCACCGAACCUGGACCCCUACGACACUCACCACCAUGCCACUCUCUCCCAGUACGCCUCGGCCUUGGCUCAGGCCGACAGGACGCGGGUCGCCCUCAGCGAUGCACAAGCAGCCAUGAGUGCCUACAAUCGGUAUCCGCAAAGCAAACCUCAACUACCCCAGCCCAACCCCCGCGCCAUUCUUGCCUCAUCCUCUGCAACAACCGCAUCUCAGCCUUCUUCGAGACACCCAACCCGCCCAUCAACACCCAUCUCUAAUCCUCCCAUGUCCUCCUUGUCCGACAGCGGCAUCUCCCGGAGGGAUUCUGCCAUGGUGAUGCACAGCUUGGAGAUCCCCAGAUGUAUCAGCCCCAAGGGCGGCAGCCUGGCCAAUUUUGCAGCCCAGCUGACAUGCUUGUUCUGGUUCGAAACGCCACAAGUGCUUCAAGCGGCCGAGAAAGUCGAUGAGCUUUCGCCGGCGGCAGUGAUUCCGAGGCUCACGGACAAUGCUGUCCCGCUCGAUAACUUCAAGCGAUGGGUCCACAGCAUUCUUUCCACCACCCAAGUGACCCAGAAUGUCAUUCUUCUGGCGUUGCUCUUCAUCUAUCGCCUCAAGACCACCAACCCCACCGUCAAGGGUCGCGCUGGAAGCGAGUAUCGCCUCCUCACUGUCGCCUUGAUGCUGGGAAACAAAUUUCUCGAUGACAACACUUACACCAACAAGACCUGGGCAGAAGUAUCGGGCAUCUCCGUCAAGGAAAUUCACGUUAUGGAGGUCGAGUUUCUGAGCAAUAUGCGCUACAGCUUGCUCGUGUCCAAGGAAGAGUGGGGCAGUUGGCUCGUAAAGUUGGCCCGGUUUUGGGCGUAUUGCGAGCGAGCCAUGCUCCCGGCCCUGUCUCCGAUCGACCUGUCUUCGCCGAGCCAUCGCGCUCUUACUUCGCCGUUGCCUUCCCCAACGGGCAACCCUCAAUGGGCGCCGGCGGCGCAACCAGCCAUCACCCCGGCAUAUGCCGGACCCAGGCCUGCAUGGCCCGUGUCUGGGCAGGGAGCACCUGCACUCUCCCCCCUCGCAACGAAACGCGAUGUCAGGAAUGAUUUUGGCAAGCGUUACCCCGAAGACGAUCCCACGGAGCCGCCAGCGAAACGCCUCUCACGGCAGCCGCCGCCAGCAACUUUGCCCUCUCAGAACUUGAGCCACAUGCGUCCGGCUGCGACCACCACCGCCGAGCUGCUCCGGCUUCCGGCUCCAAACCCUGCGUUGGGCGCGACGCCGCCGCCGACUCAAUCUGCACCCAUUCCAGCGGCAUACGGUACCCAAGGAUACGUUUCGCAGACUGCUCAGCCUGGCUUGCCGCUGCCGCCGCUAGUACGGGCUAUGUCGACCGUCUAUCCUCCGGCCACCUCGGCAUUCGCACCUCAACUGCCACUUCUAGUGACGAGCGGCCCGACAAUCUCGUCGGGCCCCGGCGCCGUUGGUUAUCCUGGAGGGUAUGGCACGCCCAGCAAGCGGCACAGCCCUACCAACACCUUGGCACCCGUUUCUGCUUACGCAUCCUCGCCUCUGACCGAGAGCUUCCCCCACAUGUCCGGCGUUAACACGCCAGUCUCACACUCGCCCUCGGUCUACUUGCAACAGCGCACCAGCCCAUAUAAGCCCGUGCGACAUGUCAACACGCUCCUCAUCCCCCCUCCUUCGGCUAGUCUGCAAGAGUAUCAUCUCUCGGGAGCUGUCCUACCCCCCAAUCAGAUGCACUACCAGCCGCUUGGCCGACGUAACGAGUUCCGGACCGGAAUCGUGCCCGAAUUUCAGUCGGUCCCCUACGGUGGUGCUGUGCGGCAGGGCCUGUCGUUGACGCCCGUGCACCCUGCCCAAGCUCGCAUCAUGGGCCCUGGCAUGCAUCCCUCGUACCCGAAUUAA